AGAGUAAGUAUGAAUUAGUGUGUUUGUGUUAUACAUGUUGUAGUACCUACUAAUAAAUCCUGAACUGAUCAAGUAGAAACCGAAAUCCAACUAGUAGUGUUGCAGCAAUAAAGUACACAACAAGUGCCACUACCUCUCCCCAAGUAGAAUGGAAUCUUCUCCAACUAGUAUUUUUACAACUAUCUACUUACGCACGAAGGAGUUGUUUAAUCAUGUGCUCUACAACUAGCAGACAGCCAGAAUGUCUUGGUUCUUAGAACGCAAUAAAGCUGUAAAUGCAUAACGAAUGUCAGGAUUAUCUGCGUUGAAAGAGUAUAAAUUUGAUACCUCCACAGUUUACGCCUAUGUGAAUAAAUAAGAAAAAGAGGAGUAGGUGUAGGUACAACAAGCUAGUCCGAAAUUCUAACUUCUACACACGACAAAGACAAUCAAGAUGAUUCCUCCUCACAUGCGCGUGCUAUCGCGGUUCUUUCACUGCGCCUUUCUUGUUGGCCUUGCUACCACCUCCAGCGCGUAUUUUUUCGUCUCUGGCGUACACCAGACGACGGACCAGGCUCAACAGCGUGUGCGUAUGCUUCGACACGAGGGAGAAAAAAAUAAGGUGCGCAACGCGCAGGUACAAGAUGAACAAAAUCUCCUUGGUCAGGAGCAGAAUGAUCAUAAGUCAGUAGGAGAUACGUCUGCGACACCGACACCAAACAAUCAGCAGAAGGUACUUGGCACAGCACCAGGAGAACAAAAAUCUGCACCCACAUCCUCACCAGCUGCAUCAGCAUCCUCAGAAAAUAGAGUUCAAGUUAUUCCAACAGAUGAAAAUGCCCCUUCCUCGUCCGCCUUAGAGGUGGUCCACAAAGUAGAACAAGAACAAGGCCUAGCAACAAAGAUUAUGGCUUACAGUAUAAUUCAUCUGCAGAAGCAUCUGUGGCGCCUCUUUUAAGGGGAAAGCACUCCAAAGAUGCCCUUCAAGAUGAAUAGAAGUAAGCUCUAAUAAGAAAAAACAGAAACCUUGCAAGCGGUUGGAUGCGAAUGGUGCUGAAACAGACGAGCACUUGAUCCACUGGUGCUUUGGGGAAGUGAGGACACAGUACUCUUCCUUUCUAUCUAGUUCUGGUCCACUAGGGGAUUCGUGUGGUACGCCCAAACUAGAAAUUUGAUUUGGAUUUAGUCAUGGUGAUGGUACACUGACUAAUAGGAAAUUCGUCCACAGUGCUGAUGUACUCUUCUUUAGUUUUGGUUGUGGUUGUGGUACACAAAUAGGAGUAAAUUCAACAGUGUAGGUGUACUCUUCUGUAGUAUCAUCACAUCUAGUGCUGGUAGCAGUACACUAGAAAAUUGUUCAACUAGCUACGACAUCAAGAAACAGUUUGAAUUUGAAUUUUCCACUUUCGUCGUCUCUGUUCUCGUCGUCAACCCCGUAUCCUGUUUCCGUCUUCACUUCAAACAACAUGAUCUUUCCAUACUUCCUGUCAGUUACUGGUACUUCUAAGAAUGUGUGUGAAUAUCUGAAAAAUCCUUCCAUACUCGUAAUGAUACCACCAUUUUUGAAUGCCAUUUUUGAUUUUGACUGCUAUAAUCUAUCUGCAAGCCACCAACUCUUAGCCACUCACACAUACCAGGUCCACAACGUACGGGGACAGUUGCCUCAUUAAAGAUUGGAUUGUUUAUACGAGCUUAUUUCUGUGGAUUCCGCUGUCGUUGGGCUCGAUGGCCGCACUACCUUUCACCAUCAAGAAAGCGACAACGGGGAAGUGGAUGUAG
Messenger RNA from Amoebophrya sp. A25, 1758 nucleotides. The record is from the annotation of a GenBank genome assembly. NCBI's taxonomy places the organism in Eukaryota, Dinophyceae, Syndiniales, Amoebophryaceae.